GUGUUUGUGUGUACAUAUUUGUGCACGUUAAAGGAGUGUGUUCACACGUUGUCUUUUUCUUCUAAUCCUGUUUUCUACUCCCUGACCGCAUGAAAGGUGCAUCAUAUAGCAGGACAGCCAAUCAGAGUUCAGCUGUUUGAAUUUAUGCCAGGGAUAUUUGGCUUGUGAGAUUUAAGUUGUGGUGGCAAAAGCCAGUAUUUUCAAUCCCUAAAAAAACACUGUCCCAGUGAGACAAGAUGCCCUAUACACCAUCUGGUUUCUUUUGCGAUCGGUUAAUCCGUGAAAGAGAGAGAAGGGAUGGCGAAGGAUCCCUGAGCAAACCCAUCCGUUUCAGUGGCCAGGACUACAACACCCUCAAGCAGGAGUAUCUCCAGAAGAAGGCCCUUUUUGAGGAUGAAUCCUUCCCAGCCACUGUGGACUCCCUUGGCUUCAAAGAGUUGGGCCACAAGUCCAACAAAGUCAAGAACAUUGUCUGGAAGCGUCCCAAGGAGAUAUGUGAUAACCCACAGUUCAUUGUUGGAGGCGCUAGCAGGACAGAUAUCUGCCAGGGAGAUCUGGGAGACUGCUGGUUGCUUGCAGCCAUUGCAUCCUUGACUCUGAAUGACAAGCUGCUGUAUCGUGUUGUACCUCAAGAGCAGAGCUUCUCUGAAGCGUAUGCUGGAAUUUUCCAUUUCCAGUUCUGGCAUUAUGGCGACUGGGUGGAUGUCGUUGUUGAUGACCGCAUUCCCACCUUCAACAACCAGCUGGUGUUCACCAAGUCAGCUGAAAGAAAUGAAUUCUGGAGUGCUCUGCUGGAGAAAGCUUAUGCUAAGCUUCAUGGUUCCUAUGAGGCUCUUAAAGGUGGAAACACUGCUGAGGGGAUGGAGGACUUCACCGGUGGAGUGACUGAAUUCUAUGAGAUGAAGGAGGCCCCUAAAGAGCUUUAUAAGAUCAUGAAGAAAGCUCUGGAGAGAGGCUCCCUCAUGGGCUGCUCCAUUGAUUCCCUGGUUCCAGCCCGCUUUGAAACUCGUACUACAACAGGACUUGUGAAGGGUCAUGCCUACUCUGUUACUGCUGUAGAGGAGUGUAAACAGUCCCAACAGAAGGAGUCUAAAAUUCGUUUGGUGCGUCUGCGUAACCCUUGGGGUCAGGUAGAAUGGAAUGGACCUUGGAGCGAUAAUUCAAAAGAGUGGGAAACCCUCUCUAAAUUAGAAAAAGAGAAACUUCAGCAUCAGAAUGCUGAUGAUGGAGAAUUCUGGAUGUCAUUUGAGGAUUUUAAGAAAAACUACACCAAAAUUGAGAUUUGCAACCUGACCCCUGAUGCUCUGGAGGAUGAUAAGUUACACAAAUGGACCGUGUCUGUUAAUGAGGGACGCUGGGUAAGAGGAUGCUCUGCUGGAGGAUGCAGGAAUUAUCCAGAAACAUUCUGGACAAAUCCACAAUACCGCCUGCGUCUCCUGGAGGAAGAUGAUGACCCGGAGGAUGAUGAAGAGGCUUGCACUUUUGUUGUUGCUCUAAUGCAGAAAAACAGGCGUAGAGAACGCAAGUUGGGUGCAAAUCUCUUCACUAUUGGAUUUUCCAUCUAUGAGGUUCCAAAGGAGAUGCACGGAAACAAGCAGCAUAUGCAGAAGGAGUUCUUCGUGUCUAGCACCUCUAAGGCUCGUUCCAGGGCCUACAUUAACCUCCGUGAAGUGACCCAGCGUUUCCGUCUGAGCCCUGGGGAGUAUGUCAUCAUUCCCUCCACCUACGAGCCCCACCAGGAAGGCGAGUUCAUCCUCCGCGUCUUCUCUGAAAAGAGAAACACCUCUGAGGAGAUAGAGAACAGGAUUGAAGCUGAUCAUCCAGUGCCGGCUCCGGCUUCGACUGGGGAAGAGAGCGAGGAGGACCAGCAGUUCCUGUCCUUUUUCCAGCAGAUCGCGGGGGACGUGAGUACUGGGGAGCCACUGAGCGCUGGGGGGAGUCAAAUGGAGAUCUCCGCCAAUGACCUCAAAGAUGUCUUGAACAAAGUGGUGUCUAAAUACAAGGACAUACACACUGAGGGCUUCAGUCGAGAGAGCUGUAGAAGCAUGAUUGCUCUCAUGGACGUAUCCUUUAUGGACGGAAAAGGAAGACUUAACCUGCAAGAGUUUAGACAACUGUGGAACAAAAUCAAACAGUGGCAGGGAAUCUUCAAAGGCUAUGACUUUGAUCACACUGGCACUAUCAGCAGCUAUGAGAUGAGAAACACCAUCAAUGAUGCAGGGUUCCGUCUGAAUAACCAGCUCUAUGACAUCAUCACCAUGCGCUAUGCCAAUGAAAACAUGAACAUCGACUUUGACAGUUUCGUCAGCUGCCUUGUGCGACUGGAGGGGAUGUUCAGAGCUUUCCAGGCCUUUGAUCAAGGUGGAGAUGGCACCAUCAGACUUAAUGUACUAGAGUGGCUUCAGCUAACCAUGUAUGCAUAGACCAACUAUGGAUCCAGGUGAGCCCGGACUCGGCAAGGACCAGAACCACCAGCUCUUACCUCAACACUCAAUGUGCCAGACUACUGUUACCUCUUUCUCUGUACCUCAGCCCACACUGAACACCAGCUCUACAAACUUAACACAU
Cyprinus carpio (common carp) is the source of this 2568-nucleotide messenger RNA. RefSeq names its product calpain-3-like. Gene Ontology annotation, biological process: proteolysis; negative regulation of apoptotic process. Gene Ontology annotation, cellular component: cytoplasm. Gene Ontology annotation, molecular function: calcium ion binding; calcium-dependent cysteine-type endopeptidase activity. The coding region runs from base 237 to 2423 and encodes 728 amino acids. The record is from RefSeq and is a predicted model, not a curated record. NCBI's taxonomy places the organism in Eukaryota, Metazoa, Chordata, Actinopteri, Cypriniformes, Cyprinidae. The transcript is spliced from 21 exons.